AUGCCCAGGAAGGAGCAUUGCCUACCAGGGGAAUGGGAAUUGCUUAGAGAUAGACAAUUCAAUGCUCAAAUUGUCUCUAUUCACACAGGUUCUAUGGCUGAGAACGAGUGGUAUUCGAUGAAACUUGCGGAGACAGAGGCUCUGGUGUUACACUUUUCUGCAAGCGAAUACUUUCUUCCGCCAUUUCUGAAAACUAUGAAAAAACUCAAAGUUUUGAUAGUAUGUAAUUUGGGUUCAGAGAGGGCCACAAUAAAAGGUCUAGAUGCCUUAUCUUCACUCCCUCAACUCAGAAGUGUUCGUUUGGAGAGGUUGGUAGCACCCAAACAGAUCAAAGCAAUACAAAACUUGGACAAGCUUUCUCUAAGCUUAUGUGAAGGGUUUGUAAAUAUGUCCACAUUCAAUUACUCCAAUGUGCAUGAAUUUAGCCUGGACCAUUGCAGCGAUUUGGAGGAGUUGCCCCCUGCCCUCUGUCAUAUGCCCUCUGUUCAGACAUGGUCUGUUACCAACUGCCAUCUGGUUGAGAAUUUGCCAUAUAAUCUCGGAAAUAUGUGUUCUCUAAGAAUGUUAAGAUUAUCAGCAUUACCAGGCCUCAAAGAGCUUCCGGCAUCAAUUGGAAAACUUGGGCAGGUGGAAUUUCUAGACAUUUCACUGUGCGAGGGCUUGGAAAAACUCCCGGAGGAAAUAGGGAGCAGAGCUAGGAAUUCAAAUGACAGUGGAAGUGGAGAGGGAAUAGACGAUGCAAAUGUCGAUGAGAGGGCCACAAUAAAAGGUUUAGAUGCCUUAUCUUCACUCCCUCAACUCAGAAGUGUUCGUUUGGAGAGGUUGGUAGCACCCAAACAGAUCAAAGCAAUACAAAACUUGGACAAGCUUUCUCUAAGCUUAUGUGAAGGGUUUGUAAAUAUGUCCACAUUCAAUUACUCCAAUUUGCAUGAAUUUAGCCUGGACCAUUGCAGCGAUUUGGAGGAGUUGCCCCCUGCCCUCUGUCAUAUGCCCUCUGUUCAGACAUGGUCUGUUACCAACUGCCAUCUCGUUGAGAAUUUUCCAUAUAAUCUCGGAAAUAUGUGUUCUCUAAGAAUGUUAAGAUUAUCAGCUUUACCAGGCCUCAAAGAGCUUCUGGCAUCAAUUGGAAAACUUGGGUAG
Cryptomeria japonica (Japanese cedar) is the source of this 1140-nucleotide messenger RNA. Its product is annotated as probable disease resistance protein At4g33300. The coding region runs from base 1 to 1140 and encodes 379 amino acids. Lineage: Eukaryota; Viridiplantae; Streptophyta; Pinopsida; Cupressales; Cupressaceae. The record is from RefSeq and is a predicted model, not a curated record. Gene Ontology annotation, biological process: defense response to fungus. The transcript is spliced from 4 exons.